UUUUAAGUAAAUAGUGCAGUAAUUUAAGUGAUUACAUUCGUAAAAACACUGAUACUGAGGUUAUUCUAUUUUCUCCGUUUACCAAUCAGCUGGUUUUAUUUCAUUCUGUAUGAUGGAGACAUUAGAACACUUGGUACUUCGAUUUGAACAUGUAGGAGAUACUUUCGUCGAAGCUUUUAGCGAAAGUAAUAAAACAAUCCGAAGACAAAAGUUUUUUAAUGCAGUCAGAUAUCACCAAGCAGUUAUUGGAAUGGGAACAUUACUCAACGAAUGCUUUAGUCCGUGUAUGAUGGUUCACAUUAGUCUUACAGGACCUUUCUUAGGAGUUUGUGGUUACACUUUCUUAACAAGAAUUCCUUUGGACUCCAGUGCGCUUUUGGUGGGAUGGAUAGUGUCAACCUAUAUAGUUUGUUUAGGAGGGCAGCGCUUAAUGGAAGCGAGUAUGUCCGUUGGUACUAUAAUGGAACGUAUUAACUGGUAUGACGUAGAAACUAACCUCCAAAAAGAUCUAAUACUGGUUAUGUCCAGAAGUAGAAAACCAAUGUAUCUAAGAGCUGGACCGUUUGGACCCAUAACUUAUGCUACUAUUGUAAUGAUUCUCAAAACAUCAUAUUCCUAUGUUACUUUGUUAAAACAAACUAUGUAAGUUAGCUAACUGAAAAACUAUUUGACGCCAUAUAAAUAGCAGAAAAAUUAAAACUUUUGUUUCACUUUCAUACUACUAAUCAAUUUACAGCUACGCACGAGAUAGUUUAUAAUAAAAGCA
Molecule: messenger RNA, 766 nt
Organism: Diabrotica balteata
Lineage: Eukaryota; Metazoa; Arthropoda; Insecta; Coleoptera; Chrysomelidae
Source: the annotation of a GenBank genome assembly